This is a messenger RNA of Endocarpon pusillum Z07020, 1134 nucleotides long. RefSeq lists its product as uncharacterized. The transcript has a single exon. Bases 1 to 1134 code for a protein of 377 amino acids. Gene Ontology annotation, molecular function: carboxy-lyase activity; hydrolase activity. The record is from RefSeq and is a predicted model, not a curated record. Gene Ontology annotation, cellular component: cytosol; cytoplasm. NCBI's taxonomy places the organism in Eukaryota, Fungi, Ascomycota, Eurotiomycetes, Verrucariales, Verrucariaceae. Gene Ontology annotation, biological process: secondary metabolic process.
AUGAUCUCUAACAAGCAUGUCGUGGUGGAUAUCCACACACAUAUCUACCCACCAUCCUAUAUCGAGCUCCUUGCUUCUCGAGACCAAGUUCCUUAUAUUCACAAACCUACGGCAGGCGAUCCACGGCUCAUCAUUCUCCCUUCAGACGAUGACCAGUCAAAGCCGGUUCAGAAUCGAGGACGACCCAUAGAUGCUUCGUACUCGUCCUGGGAAAUCAAGCGCACUUUCAUGACCUUACAUGGCAUCAAUGUCUCGGUCGUGUCUCUGGCCAAUCCUUGGCUAGACUUUCUUCCUAGCUCAGAAUCGCCGAAAUGGGCAAAGACGGUCAACGAUGAUCUCGAAAAGGCAUGUCUCGAGUUCAACAAAGAGGCGUCAAGUUCGAUCUGUAAACUCUUCGCAUUCGGCACACUUCCUCUUUCGGCCUCGGCAGACGACAAUCGUGCCGAAAUAAUUAGACUGAAAACCCUGCGUCACCUUAGGGGCGUCAUUAUGGGAACCACCGGUCUUGGGUUAGGCUUGGAUGAUCCAGCUCUGAACCCGAUCUGGCAAGCCUUACAGGAUACGGAGACGAUGGUCUUUUUACAUCCGCACUACGGUCUUCCCGAGACGGCGUUUGGCGGCCCAGAAGUCGUUGCGAAGUCUGGUCAUGUCUUGCCAUUAGCGCUGGGCUUUCCCCUUGAGACCACAAUUGCUGUCUCACGCAUGUUUCUGGCUGGUGUCUUUGAUCGUUUUCCCAAUCUGAAAAUGCUUCUUGCACAUUCGGGAGGGACGCUACCCUUCCUAGCUGGGCGCCUUCAAUCUUGCGUCGAGCAUGAGCGAGAGUUCAUUGCCAACGGCGGAUGCAAACAAGGGCCGAAAAGGGAUAUCUGGGAGAUACUCAAGACGAACAUCUAUCUGGAUGCUGUGAUAUAUGGAGAGCCUGGACUCAAAGCAGCAGUGGAUGCUGGCAGUGUCGAAAGGGUUAUAUUCGGAACAGAUCAUCCUUUCUUCCCACCUUUAGGAGCAGAGUCGGAUGCAUGGCCAAGCGUAGGUACGAACUACGCCGCAAUCCCAGGAGCAUUUGAAAAGAAUGAGGAUAUCGUAGAAGGUAUACUAGGAGGAAAUGCUAUCAAAAUUCUUGGUCUAGAAAUAUGA